Messenger RNA from Malus domestica (apple), 621 nucleotides. RefSeq lists its product as uncharacterized. Lineage: Eukaryota; Viridiplantae; Streptophyta; Magnoliopsida; Rosales; Rosaceae. The record is from RefSeq and is a predicted model, not a curated record.
AUGGAGGACUACACCUCAAAUAACAAGAAGCGGGUCCGAGAUAACUCAGACGACUCGGCCGAGGUGAAGCGGCUCAGGGAAGACCUUCUGGGUUUUCUCGACGACUCGGACGCCGAUCCCACGGCUCAGGACCUCGACUCCGUCAUGAAGAGCUUCGAGGAAGAGAUAGCUGCCGCAACAAAUUCUUGUCGGUCGUCGCCGCGUCCGGCAUCGGAUACGGAGCAAGCAUCGGAGACCGAUCCAGCUUCCGUGCCGGUGGUUGACCUGACGUCAGAGUCCGGCGAGUCAAAUCCCGACCUUGGAUACCUGCUAGAAGCUUCGGACGACGAGCUGGGCCUGCCUCCGUCGGAGAACUUCAGCGACGAGGCGGCGAAAGGCGGAGAAAACGAGUUGGUACGAGUUUCGUCCGACUUGUCCGGUGCCGACGAUCUAUGGCGGUUCGACGAUCCCGUUCCGAGUUACGACUCGUUGUUUUUAGGAAGUCAAGAUAAAAUUAACUUUCACGAUAGCGGAUCUGAAUACGAUGCGUUUGACGGGCUUUUCGGAAACAACGACGUGUAUUUUGACUCGGCUGAUUACGGCGAGUUUUCGUGGCGUUUCGAAACACUGCCGGCGCAGUAG